Messenger RNA from Durotheca rogersii, 486 nucleotides. RefSeq lists its product as uncharacterized. Bases 88 to 378 code for a protein of 96 amino acids. NCBI's taxonomy places the organism in Eukaryota, Fungi, Ascomycota, Sordariomycetes, Xylariales, Xylariaceae. The record is from RefSeq and is a predicted model, not a curated record. The transcript has a single exon.
CAACGCAGGUAAUGCACUCGCCCUCCAGUUCCCCAAGUCCUGCUCUCCCCGAGAAGCCCAGCUGAAGCAUUUGUCGGUGCGGCGGCCAUGUCAGGUGCGCACGUACGUAUGCAUCAUUAUGUGUCGCGCACCUGUGCCGCGGGGGUCGUGAGCCCCUGUCUGUCUCGGCCGCCUGUCUCUUCUCGUUCAGCGCGGCGCUCUCGUCCUAGCUGGCCACUCCUCCUCCUCCUCCUCCUCCUCGUCGUCGUUACGGACCCGGUCCUCGCGCGGCCUACCUGCCUUAGGCACCUCUACGUACCCAACCCACGCCGAAGCCACCGGCUAGGUGAACCAGCCUACAAUGCUUAUGCCCACGUACCCUGCGCGGACAGGCCAUAGCGUCCCGCCCGUGCACGCCGUGAUCGCCGUAUAGUACUACCGACUUGCCCGACGUGCCACAUGCUUAUCUACUUGCUGGUGCGUUCCGAGUCGUCGUCGCCGUCCACA